CCUGGCGCACGGGUCCCGCGAAAUUUCGUCGGCGCGCGUUUCUCGGCGCAACCUAUCAGCCCACUGCUGGAAGGUGCUGAAUUAAUUCAUCAAGGAGCCAAACUUUGACGCAGACUACCCUCGCCCGCCGCGCCUGCCAUGUCGAGGGCCCAGCAGGUUGCGCGGCCGAUCGUGCGGUCGCUGCGGCAAGCAGCCGGCAGCACGUCAGCAGCAGGUUCACUGCGGCCGAUCGCUCUGCGCCCCUUCUCGUCGACGCCAAACCGCCAAGAUGGCACGCCGACGACAAGCACACCCGCGGAACCCGCAUCCGAGGCAGAAAAGCUCGCCGCUGAUGCUGCCCUACUUGGUCAAAAGAAAGCAUCGUCAUCCACCUCGACGAUCAGGCAAGGGACUGAGGAGCAGCUCUCCCAGCUCCUGUCGCCGCGGCUCGGUUCCCUGAGAAGACGGGCCGCCCUGGCCACGACUGGCAAUAUCCCCUUCGAGCAACUGCCGUACCAGUGCUUCCAGGAGGCGCGCAAGAUCUUGGCCCAGGACCGUGAGGAAAAGGUAGCCAAGAUUGUGAUUGAAAUCAAAAAGAUCAAGCGACUGGAAGCGACCGAUGCAAGCGUCUUCCGUGGCGGUGAGGAGCACAAGCAGAGGCGGCUGAGAGGUCUGAGGCGGCAAGUCGAGAAGCUCAAGAUCCUGGCAGACAUCAACGACCCGUCAAUAAAGAGGCGCUUCGAGGACGGCCAGGGCGACAUGAACAAGCCCAUCUAUCGCUACCUCGCUCUCCGCAAAUGGCACUCCAUGGACUACAAGAUCAUUUUGCAGCGUAUCGAGCAGUUCCACAUCGUGCCCGAUCUUCUGCCGAAGUUCGUUCCGACAAUGGACGUCAAGGUGUCCUUCCGCGGCUAUAACGUAUCCCCAGGCGCCAUCCUCGACAGCCGCGUCACCGAGAGCGCCCCGACCCUGCGCAUGCAGGUUUUUGACAAGGGCGAGCGGCUCCUAUCCGUCGUGGUCCUCGACGCGGACGUCCCAGACCUCGACUCGGACUCGUUCAAGAAGCGCCUCCAUUUCCUGGCCACCAACAUCCCUUGGAACCCCACCAAGGUCUCUCUGCCCCUGUACCGGCUGAGCAGCGACUCAGCCUCCGCCUCGCCCGAGCUCGGCACCCUCGCCGUCCCAUGGAUGCCCGCCUUCGCCCAAAAGGGCUCCCCGUACCACCGCCUCAGCAUCUUCGUCCUGCAGCACAAUAACAAUGUAGCCCUCGACCCGAACCAAUUGAAAAAGCUCUACGACGGGGAAGGACGCGAAGGGUUCAGCCUCAAGAGCUUCCGCGACAAGUUCGAUCUCAAGCCCGUUGGGUUCAACCUGUUCCGCACCGUGUGGGACGACAACACGGCCGACGUCAUGGCUCGCCACGGCAUCCCUGGCGCCGACGUCGAGUUCAAGCGGAAGCGCCUCAUGUCGCUCAAGCCGCCGCGCAAGGCCCGCGGCUGGGAGGCCAAGCGCCAGAAGCCCAAGUACCGCCACCUGUGGAAGUACACCAAGCGGAUCAAGGGGCUUUCGUUCUAGCCAACAAGAGGCCCUUUGUGAUGCGGCCGUGUUCGGGGGAGGACGGGCGAGGAGGGAAAAAGGGCUAUGUGGGGGCGACGGUGAUAGAGGAG
Messenger RNA from Thermothielavioides terrestris NRRL 8126, 1646 nucleotides. RefSeq lists its product as uncharacterized. The transcript has 2 exons. The coding region runs from base 139 to 1554 and encodes 471 amino acids. Lineage: Eukaryota; Fungi; Ascomycota; Sordariomycetes; Sordariales; Chaetomiaceae. The record is from RefSeq and is a predicted model, not a curated record.